Messenger RNA from Haemonchus placei, 612 nucleotides. The record is from the annotation of a GenBank genome assembly. Lineage: Eukaryota; Metazoa; Nematoda; Chromadorea; Rhabditida; Trichostrongylidae.
AUGCGCAGGUUAAUCCUCUUUUCGACUCUCUUAUCAUUGAGAGCCUCAGCGAUCGAGCUGACUUUUGAGCUUCCGGAUAAUGCAAAUCAAUGUUUCUAUGAAGAUAUCAAAAGUGGAGUAGACGUUUUACUGGAAUAUCAGGUCGUUACUGGAGGACAGUAUGACGUCGACUUGACAUUAGAAGAUCCAAAUGGAAAAGUUCUAUAUAAAGAUAUGAAAAAGCAGUAUAAUACUCAUAACUGGAAGACAGAAGCCGCCGGUACCUACAAGGCAUGUUUUUCGAAUGAAUUCUCGACUUUUUCUCACAAGAUUGUCUACAUGGAUUGGCAGAUUGAUGACAAAAACAAUCCCAACAAAGCCGCAACACCUGGCGUUCAUGCAAUGAACGCGCUCGAAAUGUCGGCUGUCGCUAUUGCAGACAAACUUCGAGUGGUGGAUGAUUACCAAACUCAUCAUCGUCUCCGCGAAGCCACCGGCCGAAAACGCGCCGAACAACUAAAUGAGCGUGUUUUGUUAUGGAGUUUAGGCCAGACAGCGUUGAUAGUCCUUAUUGGAAUUGCUCAGGUAAUAUUGCUGCGAUCGUUUUUCUCGGAAAAGCGAACGAGGUAUUAG